This is a messenger RNA of Oncorhynchus nerka (sockeye salmon), 4367 nucleotides long. RefSeq names its product opsin 4xa (gene opn4xa). Bases 1 to 1638 code for a protein of 545 amino acids. Gene Ontology annotation, molecular function: G protein-coupled photoreceptor activity. Gene Ontology annotation, biological process: G protein-coupled receptor signaling pathway; phototransduction; cellular response to light stimulus. The record is from RefSeq and is a predicted model, not a curated record. Gene Ontology annotation, cellular component: plasma membrane. NCBI's taxonomy places the organism in Eukaryota, Metazoa, Chordata, Actinopteri, Salmoniformes, Salmonidae. The transcript is spliced from 9 exons.
AUGUCAGGCAUGGACAACAUGGACCGAGGUUUCUUCCGGAAGGUGGAUGUGCCAGACCACGCUCAUUACAUCGUGGCCUGCUUUGUCGUGGUGAUUGGAGCAGUAGGGGUCGGUGGGAACGCCCUGGUGAUGUACGCCUUCUUCAGCAACAAGAAGCUUCGGACGCCUCCCAACUAUUUCAUCAUGAACCUGGCAGUGAGUGACUUCCUCAUGGCCGUCACACAGUCCCCCAUUUUCUUUGUCAACUGUCUCUACAAGGAGUGGGUGUUUGGAGAAACAGGCUGUAAGAUGUACGCCUUCUGUGGGGCCUUAUUUGGGAUCACCUCCAUGAUCAACCUGCUGGCUAUCUCCAUUGACCGCUACAUCGUCAUCACCAAGCCCCUGCAGGCCCUCCACUGGACCUCUAAACGCCGCACCUCCGUCGUCAUCGUCAUAGUCUGGCUCUACUCGCUGGCCUGGAGCCUGGCGCCUCUCAUGGGGUGGAGUUCCUAUAUCCCGGAGGGCCUGAUGACAUCCUGUACGUGGGAUUAUGUGACCUCCACACCAGCCAAUAGGAGCUACACUCUAAUGCUAUGCGUCUUUGUGUUCUUCAUCCCUCUGGGUAUCAUCUCUUACUGCUACCUCUGCAUGUUCCUGGCCAUACGCACCGGUAGUAGAGACAUGGAGAAGCUGGGCAGUCAGGUAAGGAAGUCCACCCUGAUCCAGCAGCAGUCCAUCAAGACUGAGUGGAAGCUGGCCAAGAUUGCCUUUGUAGUCAUCAUCGUGUAUGUGAUGUCCUGGUCUCCCUACGCCUGCGUCACCCUCAUCGCCUGGGCUGGCUAUGGAAGUGCCCUCAGUCCCUACUCCAAGGCCGUCCCUGCUGUCAUAGCCAAAGCCUCAGCCAUCUAUAACCCCUUCAUCUAUGCCAUCAUCCACUCCAAAUACCGAGACACCCUGGCAGAGAAGGUUCCCUGUCUGCACUGCCUGGCCCAGACCCCUAGGAAGGACUUUAUCUCUGUGUCCAACAGUGAGUCCUCCUUCAGGGAUUCCAUGCUCAGCAGACAGUCCUCCACCUCCAGGACAAAGUUCCAUAGAGUGUCCUCUAUGUCCACCGGAGACACACAGAUGAGGAGUGAUGUCGAGCUGGACCCCAUGGACCAGCAGGGCCAGUCUCUGAGAAUCAGCCACUCCUCUGGAGCUCUGAGGGUGAAGGAGUGCAGACAGUCAUCCCAGCAGCGGGCCAAGAUAAGGAACAGCAACAGUCAGGAAAAGUGUGAGAGGGGCUCCAUGAGCAGCUGUGACCACGACCUGGUGUCUGAAUCUGUCAACAUGGCCACCGUGCCCCUCCUUAUGACCAGAGAGGAGGCUGGAGAGGGGUGGCAGGAGCAGGACAAGGAGAAGACCCAGGACAGAGUCCCCCAGUCAGCCCUUGAGGUGGAGCCAGCCUCACCCCCUAGGAUCCCCAGGACCCUGAUCCACAACAAACACAGACACUCUAAUGUUUCCCAGAUCAUCAUCAUCCCCUCGUCAGAGACGACGGGGGACUAUAAGGGGGAGGAGCAUGGAGCACAGACCCGUGAGAAGAACUUGCUACUGGGCCUGCAGAGUUUAAACUGCUCCACUGAACUGCUGGAGUCGGUAGAGAAAUUCCUCUCCUGAAACACCCCUGUUGAGUCUGUCUGAAGGUUUUGUGGUGUAUGCGUGAUGUGUGGAUGUGUUACUGUCACAUUACUGUACAAUACAGACAAGCAAGUGAGGAGAGCAAGUGAGGAUUGUUAUGGUCCAAGGAGGUUACACAUACACUGUAACUGAAAACUAUAAAUUAUAUGCACAUUUUGGGUAUUAUCAACAGUAAAAUAAUCUGAAACAUUUUUCUGCAGCAUACUGUAAAUUGUGGUGCAUUGUGGGAAAAUGUUGUGGGCAGGGAAAGAGUUGCUGUAUUUCAAAUGGUACUGUAAUUCCACCCCACAGAAUACAGUACCGUACAGUAUCUUUGGAGCGUUCCAUCUGUACAAAAAACCUUUUGACCACUAGUGGGUGCACAGCACUGCUGUUUCUGUCUCAUUAACAUAUUUUGAGGUGUGCCUUGUAAAAAUAUAUUUUUGUUGCACCCGUGAGUGAGAAUGCUGCACCAAUUUAACUAAUAUGUGGUUAUAGUGUCCCUACAACUUGUACAGGGGCCAGAUUAUAGCUGCAAUUUGUAACUUUUUGGGCAACCUGACCAAAUUCACAGAGAAAUGUAAUUUAUAGAUUUGUCAUUCUCAAUGAAAGCAUGUCUAAGAAGUGGUAGAUAUGUUAUAUGUGUGUUAUUUCUAUGCUUCCUGUUCAUAAGUUGUGUUUUUGAAUCUUUUACUUUCGGUUUUGUAUACCAGCUUCAAACAGCUGAAAAUACAAUAGUUUUGGUUAUGGAAAAUAUAUUUCACAGCAGUUUAGAUGGUACAGUGAUUCUAUAUACACUAUACUUGUUUGCCUAAUUUCAGUUUAUAUGACAAAACAAACUAUUAGAAUUUUUGCAACCAGGAAAUGGCGGUGCGAUUUCUGCAUAGUGCAUCUUUAAACCUUAAAUGGUUGAGCAUUUUGCCAUGUCCUUUUGAUCUGUUUUGCCCUGUAGUCGCUGCCAGUUUGGAAGCCUUUGUUAAAGCCUCCAGAAGUGCAAGUAAUGUAAAACACCAAAUAUUUAUCAUUAUAAACUGGGUGGUUCGAUCCCUGAAUGCUGAUUGGCUAACAGCCAUGGUAUAUCAGACCAUAUACCACGGUUAUGACAACGGUCUUUGACUUGGGUGACUGAAGUCUCUGACAAUUUUAUGGGCUUUCCUCUGACACCGCCUAUUAUAUAGGUCGUGGAUGGCAUGAAGCUUGGCCCCAGUGAUGUACUGCGCCAUUCGCACUACCCUCUGUAGCGACUUACGGUCAGAUGCCGAGCCGUUACCAUACCAGGUCGUGUUGCAACCGGUCAGGAUGCUCUCAAUGGUGCAGCUGUAUAACUUUUUGAGGAUCUGGGGACCCAUGCCAAAUCUUUUCAGUCUCCUGAGGGGGAAAAGGUUUUGUUGUGCCCUCUUCAUGACUGUCUUGGUGUGUUUGGACAAUGAUAGUUUGUUGGUGAUGUGGACACCAAGGAACUUGAAUCUCCACUACAGCCCCGUUGAUGUUAAUGGGGGCCUGUUCAGCCCGCCUUUUCCUGUAGUCCACGAUCCUUUGCCUUAGCCGAGGUAUAUUGGCAUUAUACCACACCUCUUCUUCCUCUUAUUGCUUAAAUAUACCGUAAUGUGUAAACACUUUACCUAGCAACCAACCUGCUUGCACCAAUCCCUUGUAAUUACAGUAAAACACUGUGAAAUACAAACCCCUCCCUUCGAUCAAUUUUAUUCAUCCAUUCAUUAAUUUGUUCCGAUUACGGUAGCACAUACUUUUUAAACAGUAUAAUACAGUUAAUUUACAGUAUUGUACUGUGUCAUUGGGCAGUACUUGCUUUGAUACCAUAUUUAUAUUAAAGUAAGUGUACUGUAAUAUGAAAUACAGAAUUAUACUGUAUGUAAGCUACUGUCCAAUUUAAAGGAACACCUUUACAAUGUCUGUUAAAUACAAUCAGCUGUAAUCACUACUGUUCUCGCAGUCGCAACUGUGUGUAGCCAGCAGUGGUGGGAAAAGUACACAAUUGUUAUACUUGAGUAAAAGUAAAGACACCUUAAUAGAAAAUGACUCAAGUUAAAGUCAAAAUCACCCAGUAAAAUACUACUUGAGUAAAAGUAAAAGUAUUUGGUUUUAAAUAUACUUAAGUAUCAAAAGUACAAGUAUAGAUCAUUUCAAAUUCCUUAUAUAAAGCAAAGCAGAUAGCACCAUUUUCUUGUUUAAUGUAUGUAUCGCCAGGGGCACAGUCAAACACUCUGACAUAAUUUACAAAGGGAGCAGAUCAGAGGCAGUAGAGAUGACCAAGGAUGUUCUCUUGAUAAGUGUGUGAAUUGCACCAUUUUAAGCAUUCAAGUCAGGGAAAAUGAAUGGAGUAGAAAGUACAUGAUUUUCUUUAGGAAUGUAGUGAAGUAGAAGUAGAAGUUGUCAAUAAUAUGAAUAGUAAAUUAAAGUCCAGAUACCACAGAAAACGACUUAAGUAGUACUUUAAAUGAUUUGUACUUAUGUACUUUACACCACUGGUAGCUAGCCAAUCAUCUGGUCUUUGUGUGUAGCCAAUCAGAUACUAACUUUUUCACAACUUUCAGAGGAUGUGCGAUUUAUCUUUUUUUGUUGUUGAAUUUUUACCCCUUUUUCUCCCCAAUUUCGUGGUAUCCAAUUGUUGUAGUAGCUACUAUCUUGUCUCAUCGCUACAACUCGCUACAACUCCCUCGGGAGAGACGAAGGUUGAAAGUCAUGCGUCCUCCGAUACACAACCCAAC